Messenger RNA from Nannospalax galili (Upper Galilee mountains blind mole rat), 1553 nucleotides. RefSeq names its product translation initiation factor IF-2-like. Bases 1 to 1182 code for a protein of 393 amino acids. Lineage: Eukaryota; Metazoa; Chordata; Mammalia; Rodentia; Spalacidae. The transcript has 5 exons. The record is from RefSeq and is a predicted model, not a curated record.
AUGGUGUCACAGUUUGAAAAUGAAAUGUCCCCCAAGGCUCGUGUUUUAGAUAAUGCUCGUGGUGUGAUUCUGAAGUUUGAAGAGCCUGUAAAAGAUGAGGCCUGGUUGGUGGAAAAAGAGCAGCGACGCUUCAAGUCUCGUAGGAACAGGUCGAGCCACAGGAUCCGACCCCCUCCUGGCCGGGGCCGCCCCAGCCCAGUGGCGCAGGUGGCCAGGUCCCCUCGGGUGGGCUCCGCGGCCGCUGGCCCCCGCGCAGCCCCGCGCUCCCGAGCCGAGACCUCCGGGAGGACACAAAGCGCCUUGCGGGCUGAGCGGGGUCGACUCCGGGGUCUCUGCGUGUUGGGACGUGCGGCCGCCAAGGCCCCGAGCCCCGGCUCCCACCCCUGCCGCGCCGGCCCUCACCUACCCUGCAGCGCGGCGUCCCGGCGCCUGGGCGCAGAGCCCAGCGCGCUCGCGGUUCCUCUUCCCGGCAGGGCCGCCGGGCGCCGGCGUUUCCUCCCUGACGCGUCACCGCGGCUCCUCCCGCGGAGCGCGGGCGGCCGAGUGGAGCAGAGCUGCGACGGCGAGCCGAGGCGCGGAACGGCGGGGUCUCCCUGGGGCGGCGUGCGGGGCUCGGACUGCACCGUGCCGCGAUCCGAGGACCCUCGCCCAAGGCCGGGCCCCGCUCCGUCCGCCCUAGUCACGCGGUGUACAAAGUUCAGAGGACCGCGGGCCACCGUGCGGCUCCGGCUCGGCCUCCGCGCUCAGCUGGCAGCCGGCGGUGACAGUGACCUUGGCUCGCGCGGGGAGCCGACCCGGGACCGCCGAGGGGACCCCGACGGCGCCGGAAGGGCUGGGGGCUUGCCGGGAACUGGACGCUCCAGAAGUCAACAAGUACCCAAAUGUCUGGGAGAGCCGCUGUGCUUCCUGCGGCUACUUGGGCAGUUUUCUAGUUUCCCCCUCCCUCCGGUCGAUAAAGAAACAGGAGAUCAAAGAGGGAACCUCCAAAGCAAUCAGUGGUGCUGGAUGAAAGGCUUCCACAUCAGAUGUAGAACAGUUUACCAACUUAAAUGGCCAAAAUACCCAGAAGACAUCAAAGAUGCUGUGUCAGGAGAGCCCAGGAUUCCAGCUAGUGAUGCUGUGCUUACUCAGGAUGAGUCUUCCCUCUUCAGCGAAACCCUCUGGAAAUGCUCUCAAAGAUAAACCUAGACGUGUGUUUUCUAGGGGAUUCCAAAUCCAGCCAAGUGGACAAUGAAGAUUAACCAUCACACUUAUUAAUGCUUAUUAAUUUUCAAUUAACACUGGAAAUAUGCAUUCUUAUUCAAAGAGCACAAUUUCAAAAUGCUAAGAACUAAUCCAUAGUAUUGUGCAGGCCAAAUAAACCUGCCUAUUAGGCCAAUUGGCCUAUUUGAGAACAGUAAAGACUAACCAGAGAAUAGUCUGUAUAAAAUUUAUACAUGUUUGAGAUUAGAUGAGGUGGUAUAUGCCUGUAAUCCUAGCACUUGGGAGGCUAAAGUAAGAGAAUUGCCAAGUUCAAGGCCAGUCUGGGCUACAUAGACAGACUCUGUCUCAAU